AUGCGCAUGCCGAUGAAGACGAGUGGGAACGCGAGAAGUACUUUGGAGAGAAGGGCGUUAUUGAAAACAACCAAGUCCACAUUCUUGGCUUUGUCCCAUAUUACUGGCGAUGAAGCGAAGCAAUUGGGUGGUCCGAACCUGCUCACGGCUGCAAUGGAUACAAGUCACUUCGCCGACGAGAGCUCUGAAAGUACGCUAUACGAUCGGCCUGGCGAUAUGUUCAGCUACAACAUGCAAAUGGGCCACCAGACACUCCAGGUAUCCUUAGACGGCACAAACUCUUCCUUGACGCCAACAGAUAUAUUCGCUCCCAUCCUCGCAAACCUGCGUUACAUUGCUCAAUUGUAUCCUGGUCCCCGGAUCAAUAUUACCGGCGCUGUUGUGGCACUCCCUCUGCCCUAUGGCUAUAGCGGCAUGAACACGAUAGCCAGCAUCCAUGCUACUCACAAUGCCCUGACCAAGGCUAGAUUAUCGGCGAGCCAGAUCACAGAUCACAGACCUGAUCUUUACACCGGCCUCUGGGUCCUUCCCAGCCUUCAGCGCCGUGUAGCCGGGUGGUUCAACAAGACCGCCAGGAUCGCCAAUUCGAAUAACGUCGACGAGGCAGCCCUUUGGGGUGCCGCCUUGAUGUCGAUUUAUAUUGCAGAAGAUGACUGUGUCGUUGAGAUCAUUCCCGGCGCCCAGUCUCUUACAUCAUUCGGUAAACAAACAUUUAUGGCAUCAUGCAUAAAUGGGGAUCUGAAGCACGAUACCACUACCAUGAAGGUUCACCUGCGCAAUAUUUCGGCUAUCGACUACCACGCCAAGUUCGAGCUUGGAGACCAGUAUGUCUUCGACCCGACGCCGGACGAUAUUUACCUUGCUGAAUUCAAUCUCAAUACUGCCUGCGGGUCCAGGAAGUCUUCAACGCCUCAGCAAUCGAAGUUUCGGCCUUCUUUCACGUCGUCUCUACUAGAAAGUCUAGAGAUGGAAUACGAAAUUGAUCUGCGAAGGCUUGUUGGCCCGUCGAACGACCAGAAGCCAGUGGAGGCGUUUGACCGCGCUUUGUUUUCGGCUUCGGAUCAACUCCAGUGGAAGACGAAUUGGCUCUCAGUCAGCAGCUGGCAGACCGCGGGCCAGCUGAAAUGCUCUACCAUCCCCGCUUUGCGUCGCUUCGCGUUGUUUGCUUUGCUUGCUUUUGACCGUCCUUCAACCCGUACUUAA
Messenger RNA from Aspergillus nidulans FGSC A4, 1203 nucleotides. RefSeq lists its product as uncharacterized. The record is from RefSeq and is a predicted model, not a curated record. The coding region runs from base 1 to 1203 and encodes 400 amino acids. The transcript has 8 exons. NCBI's taxonomy places the organism in Eukaryota, Fungi, Ascomycota, Eurotiomycetes, Eurotiales, Aspergillaceae.